Molecule: messenger RNA, 1236 nt
Organism: Aspergillus wentii DTO 134E9
Lineage: Eukaryota; Fungi; Ascomycota; Eurotiomycetes; Eurotiales; Aspergillaceae
Exons: 4
Coding region: 1-1236 (411 amino acids)
Source: RefSeq, a predicted model, not a curated record
AUGCUUUGGACAAGGCAGCUACUCCGAAAUCCUCAGUUGUUUUUUCGAAUUGGCCCGGUACUGCCUCGUAAUUCGAAGUCCACGAAUGUUCGCCAUGUGAAGUUCAAAAGACCGUGGAUCCGGAGGUUUUUCGCCACAUGCUUUCUUUAUGGUGCUGCAUUUCAUAUAUGGAGUUCGUCUGUUCUCGUGCAAUUCGAUGAUACUCUUGACAGUGCCGAUAUACCCCGAACAUCUGGUAUAGAUGGAAAAAUUGACGAUCAAGGCAAGAACGAAGGCGGCAGAACUCACGAACACCGCCUGGAAGAAUCGGAUGACGAAGAUGUCACUUUUAUCCCAUUGGGCUGGCCGCGUUUACGUGAGGCCGAAUUUUAUGCCGCAUCAGAUCCCGAAUGGCAGCAGUUCAUCAAGAUAUCUCAAGACCGCCAGAAGCUCCAAUCAUUAAGAGACGAACUCGCAACACUUGCCCUAGGCAAUGCUUCCAGAUCGACUCUACUCUCACACAUGCUUGGAGGACCCCUUACCAUAGCAGGGUUCUGGCUCGUACAUCAUUUUCCCUCUCGUUCGCCGCCUGAGUACGGACGUCCAGGUUUAGAGAUUGGCGAUAACUACAUAUCCUUGGUCUCUAGGCGAAUGUCUUCUGAAGAGAGUGACAGACUACGAAGAUUCAUGUGCCCCAUUUUUGUGGCUCUUGCUAUAAAUGAUGCUUUUCUGGUAUUCAUGAAAAGGAAGCUUUCCCGAUUUCAAAAUUCGGACUUUUACCAAGGAACCACACGGGGUGACCCGGUUUUGCGCCAACCAGACAAAACAUUUCCACCAGACUUACAACACGUGGAUGGACUAAGCCAUGUGUCGCGGCCUGAAACACAGCUACCAUUGUCUAGAAGCUCCCAGGGCGAUGUACCGCAAGGAAACGAAAAACCACGUCUUCACCCUUCAUCAAUCAUUUCCUCCCUACAGAGGCUCCCAUUACCUAAACUGGGGCCCGAUUCUGAUUUAUACGUUGCAUCAAUCGCUUUCAAGUGGAAACUGAACGAUUGUUGGGCUCACGAGGCCCACACUCCUCGCCGCGGUACAUUUUACGUCGCUGGUCCCGUGGGUCUCAAAGGUCCCAAGGGAUUUUGCAGAAUUGAAGUCAGAGGGGAAUAUGACCCGGGAACAUCUAGCUGGACGAAUGUCUCAAUGCACCUGAAAGAUCUAAACGUUUUUCACCAAAGAGCCCUUGGUGGCCGGAAAUAG